CCGACAUUAACGUCUUCGAGAUUCGAGACUAACCAGAGGACCAAAACGAGCAAAGAAAUCGGAAUUCCGCAAGGGGAAAGAAAGGGGAAAAAGGAGAGGAAGAAAUUUGUGGUGUGAGAGGGUAAAAAGGAUUUUCGAAAACCCAUUGGUAGGAGGGAGGGAGAGGGAAGUUGAGCGCACGUUUUUGGUUGCUGUAGGUGGAGGUGGAGGUACUAAUUUAUGCUCGGAUCGGGAGCGGAGCCGACGAAGACGACGGAAGAACUUGUUGGGGAAUGGGGAGGGACAUUGCAGGAUUACGUAUUGACAAGAAGUCCGGCAUGGUCAAUGUGAAGUCAAAUGGCACUAAUCAUGAUGCUGUUCUUGUUUCUCCGAAAGCUGCGCCAGAUAUAGAUGAAACAACAGAUCAAGGAUCGGCUGCUCCAGCUGUCAAUGGGGGACUUCCUGACCAAAUAAACCGUGAUCAAGAUGUGGUAGGUCUGAGAAGCACCAACCGCGAGCCUGAGGAGAAAAUCAUCCAGGCUGAGGAUCAGAGGACACCUGACAAAAAGUUGAGCCCAUCGGUUAAGCCUGCAUUGGGAUCUGCUGUUAAUGGAUUAAAUGAGGCAAAUUCUCCGGAGCCUGUGACACCGGUUGUUGGGGAUGGGAAAGAAUCCCAUACAGGCUAUACUAACGGGACUGAAACCAAUGCCUCCAGUGGAAAAUUUUCAUCACAGGAUGAUCAUGAUGCGCAUACCCCAAAGAGAACUUAUAGAUCACAGCCUCGGUCUCCUUCCAUGUCAGCAAAGCUGCAUUCUCAGUAUAACAAGUUUUAUGAUGAAGAUGAUGCGUCUUCGUUGGCUUCCUCUACUGCAACCUCUGUGCGGACUAAUAAGUCCAGAGUUACAGUCCCAGUUGCUCCAAAAUUUACUGUUAUUGACCGUUUAGAGAGACGCAAGGAGUAUUACUCUAAGUUAGAGGAAAAACACAAAGCCUUGCAGAAGGAGAAGCUAGAUUAUGAAGCUAGAAUCAAGGAAGAGGAAGCAGCUGCCAUAAAGCAACUGAGGAAAAACAUGGUGGUUAAAGCAAAUCCCGUUCCUAAUUUUUAUCGCGAAGGUCCUCCACCCAAACCUGAACUUAAGAAGCUACCGCUUACCCGUCCUAAAUCACCAAAUCUCACUCGAAGUUCUCCCAGAAGGAAGAGCUGCGGUGAUGCCACCCGAGCUUCUUUAGAGGACAAGGGACUCAAUGGGCGUGUCACCCGUCACAGUGUUGGGGUUCUCAGAGACAGUAAAUACUCCCCUGGCACUCCCAAAGGUAAGGAUCGAUCCGGUCCACGAAAAUCAAUUGAAACUAGCAAACUCAAGAAUCGCCCAAAAGUACCCACCGGAAGUCCCAAACCCAAAGAGAUCAGGGACGCUGACAAUGCUGUCGAGUCAUGAAGCAUUUGUCUCCUUGACUCUUUAGGAAUGAACCUUUAACUAUUAGAUUGAACGAAGGGAAAAACAAAACAAAAAAAAAAAAAAAAGGGAAAAAACAUUAAAAAAAAAGAGAUCUAAAAUUUCCUUGUGAUUGAUCUGAAUUGUUUUUUUCUCUCGAAACAUGUCAGAAAGUGGGAAUGUUUUAAAUUUUUGAGUUUGUAUAUCUGUGUUGUGUAAUUUAUGUUAUGUGUCGUGCACUAAAGUAAGGGGUUUGCUGAGCAUGCCUUCCUUUGAUCCUACUGUUUUUACAGCUUCAUGUGAUUUGGUAUUAUUGCAUGUGUGGGAUUAUAUGUAUUUUUGACUGGUGUUGAUGUAGAAGCUUUCUGCCUGCCUAAUGGGAAUAGUGUUUUUUGGGUAGUA
This is a messenger RNA of Andrographis paniculata, 1817 nucleotides long. RefSeq names its product protein WVD2-like 2. Gene Ontology annotation, molecular function: microtubule binding. The coding region runs from base 273 to 1418 and encodes 381 amino acids. Gene Ontology annotation, biological process: microtubule cytoskeleton organization. The record is from RefSeq and is a predicted model, not a curated record. The transcript is spliced from 7 exons. Lineage: Eukaryota; Viridiplantae; Streptophyta; Magnoliopsida; Lamiales; Acanthaceae.